CUGAACCACGCGCAACACAAGUCAUACUCCAGAUUUCCCUCCGCUUCCUCCACCUCUCCCUUUCCUCUCAGAUACCCUCAUUGCUCGGAGGCCAGUGUUGCUCUGUCUUGUAGCCUUCCACGCUUGCUAUCUUCAUCUUAUUCCCAAUCCCCCGGGCACUUGUGUCAAAAAUAUCAGUGCUUUGAGAAGCCAGGGUUCUUGUCAGCAGAGUCUCAAUUGUAUAACGGACUGUCUGAGAAUCAAUUAGUGGUGCAAUUAGGGCCAGUCAGACUGGGCACUUGCAUCUUCAAACCCCAUUGUACAGAAAUUUUCUCUCCCGGUCAUUGAUUGAUUGCAUGGCACGUGGUCUUGAGAAGAACAGCGACAGUAUUGGGAACGUCAACCUGAACCUCAUCAGGCUUGUUUCUUCCUCUACCUUCUGAAUCAAACCCCGUGGCUGGUGUUCAACUUCUUCACCCUUCUUUGCGCACCACCUCUUUUUUUCAAAAACACAAAGCUCCUUGAGGCUCACCUUUGUCCUCUUCAAAAUGGCCCCAGCUGGACAAACCACUUAUCAGAAAGACGAGCGAGUGCUCUGUUUCCACCAUGAGAUUUUGUACGAGGCAAAGAUCCUCGACGUCAGACACGUCGACCCCGACGACCGCAAGAGCCCGUAUGAGUACCUAGUACAUUACAAGGGCUGGAAAAACACCUGGGAUGACUGGGUCCCGCAAGAUCGACUCCGUAAAUUUACCGAGGAGAACAGAGAACUUGCAACUACUCUUCGCCGUGAGGCUGAGGCUGCGUUCCGUCAGAAGAGCACCAAGGCCUCCGCAAAGAAAAGGGGAGGUUCCGAUCGUAGCUCCGCCCGGGGAAGCGAAGAACGCCAGCUGUCCGUUCCUGGCCGCGGAACCAAGAGAGCCAGGGACAACGAUAUUGAAAAGGAGGAUAGCUUUUAUGUACGACCAUCAGUGAGGAUUGUUAUGCCAGACAAUCUGAAGUCGCUUCUGGUCGAUGACUGGGAGAACGUGACGAAGAACCAGCAAGUCGUGGCUUUGCCGGCUAAGCGCUCGGUUAAUCAAAUCCUGGAAGACUAUUCUGAGGCAGAGAAGCCCAAGCGCACAAGCUCGGCUGAUCUGGAUGUUCUUGAGGAGGUCAUUAUGGGAAUCAAGGAGUACUUUGACAAAGCCCUUGAUAAGAUCCUCCUUUACAGAUUUGAACGCGAACAGUACCGAAACCUCCGCAAGAAGUGGGAAUCGGGAUCGGGAGACUUCGCCGACAAAGGUCCCUUGGAUAUCUAUGGUGCCGAGCACUUGACUCGUCUUUUCGCUACCAUGCCUGAACUCAUUGCGCAGACUAAUAUGGAUCUCCAAUCUACUAACAGACUCCGCGAGGAGCUUUCCAAGUUCACUCUCUGGUUGAGCAAACACUCUAGCCAGUACUUUGCUACUAGAUAUAUGACUGCCAGCAAUGAAUAUGUCGAAAAGUCUAAGGGUGUAGCAAACCCCAACCCUGGCACUGCUACCUCACGUUUGGUGUAAAUGGGUUUAAGGCUUCAGUACACAUUGACUGCUUUUCAC
Messenger RNA from Aspergillus pseudonomiae, 1559 nucleotides. RefSeq names its product MRG family protein. The record is from RefSeq and is a predicted model, not a curated record. NCBI's taxonomy places the organism in Eukaryota, Fungi, Ascomycota, Eurotiomycetes, Eurotiales, Aspergillaceae. The transcript is spliced from 4 exons. Gene Ontology annotation, biological process: chromatin organization; regulation of DNA-templated transcription. The coding region runs from base 528 to 1520 and encodes 330 amino acids. Gene Ontology annotation, cellular component: NuA4 histone acetyltransferase complex; nucleus; Rpd3S complex.